ACAUUAAAGGAAUUACAAGCUGCAAUACGAACCAUGGGGCCUUCGGCGCCCUACACUAUACAGAUAGUGGACAUGGUGGCCAGCCAAUGGUUAACUCCGCAUGACUGGCACCAGACUGCCAAAGCAACUCUCUCCCCGGGGGAUUAUAUCCUCUGGAGGACAGAAUAUGAAGACAAGAGCAAAGAAACUGUACAAAAAUCCUCAGGAAAAAGGGGGCCCGAGGUAACUUUAGAGAUGAUGCUGGGGACAGGAGCAUUUGUUGCCCCUGCUUCUCAGGUAAAAAUACCCAAGUUUAUCCUAAAAGAGGUUACUACCAACGCUGUUUUGGCCUGGAGAGCAAUCCCGCCUCCUGGGUCAAAAAAGACUGUCUUGGCAGGAAUAAAACAAGGAAAUGAGGAAUCUUAUGAGACCUUUGUCUCUAGACUGGAGGAAGCUAUCCACAGAAUGAUGCCCCCAGGAGAAGGGGCUAAAAUGCUCUUAAAGCAAUUGGCAUGGGAAAAUGCUAAUUCACUAUGCCAGGAUCUUAUAAGAUCAGUGAGAAAAACGGGAAGUAUACAGGACUAUGUCAAGGCCUGCAUAGAUGCCUCUCCUACAGUGGUACAGGGGAUGGACUAUGCUGCUGCCAUGAGAGGACAGAAAUACUCAGCCUUUGUUAAAUAA
Molecule: messenger RNA, 660 nt
Organism: Rattus norvegicus (Norway rat)
Lineage: Eukaryota; Metazoa; Chordata; Mammalia; Rodentia; Muridae
Source: RefSeq, a predicted model, not a curated record